AUGGCGAAGCACGCAACAAGCCGAACCCUCAAUCCCAGUGGGGACUACUCCGUUGGGGGUUACUUCGCAAGGAUGCCGCAUGUGCAGUUCCUCAGUCUUCCUUCUCCUCCAUAUGAAGAUUUAUCCCAUACGGUGCUAGCGAAGCAAGUCUUCCGAGUUCAUACUGCGUCUCGAACGAAGGUCACUCAGAGUUCCGAAGGUCACUACAGUUUCCGAGUCUUAUUGUUCUUCUUCUUACACGUAUGA
Messenger RNA from Arabis nemorensis, 246 nucleotides. Lineage: Eukaryota; Viridiplantae; Streptophyta; Magnoliopsida; Brassicales; Brassicaceae. The record is from the annotation of a GenBank genome assembly.